AUGCAACAGAGAUGCGACUCAGUAGAACUAUGUUCCGACGACGAACAUAUCAUUGCGAGUUUAUACAGAACAGAAACGAAUCAAGGCGAUAUCCAUAUCUUCUUUGACUCCAACUCCUCUUCUAGUGGCCUAUCGUGUUCAGAAAUACCCUGGAAACGCCAACGCGAGGAUAGCCCCGAAUACGAGGUGUUAAGAAGGUUACCCCCAGCCCUUAGAACCCGAUCCAGAGGGCCACAAGGCAAAUGUCACUCGGUGGCUGAGAUGAGCCUAUCCGCCAAAUUGGAAGUGCUUAAGCACAAGUUCUUAACGCAUGAAAUGUCCAGCCACUUAUCCCUAUGCAACUCUCCUUCAGCCAACAACACACUGUAUACUAUGCAGUCCUCCAAAACAGCACAAGACCUUCCUAAUUACCCCAGCCACCUCGAAAAAAACACGUUUCCAGCCCGUGGCUCUUCAUCAAACUUUGUGACAGCUCCGGUCACGUACCCCGCUGGCUCUCAGCCUGGCACACUCCGGAAUUCCUCCUUAUUGACAUCUACGGACGGAUCCGAUUGCGCAUAUACCCCGAUUGUCCGUGGUAAUGAACCACUCGUUCCUCAAGGUGUACCUAGUCAUUCAGUGCAUGCAAAUUCAUGUCAAUCCAGUUCACCCAAACUGUCUCAAUCCACAGACGCCAAGGUCUACUGCCAUUCUGACCAUGUUUCUCCAGCUAUUGGUAACGAUCAUUCACGUCGUCCUUUGAUAGAUCGGCACCUAUCUGUAGAUCAUUCAUUUGCCUCUUCCGUGCUCCAGGACAUUGUCCCGGAGGGCGAUACCUUCCAUAUACCUGGAGAUCAUUCCAGAUCAUCCAACAGCCUAGACUCCGUCAAAAGUAUAGCUAUCGAAGACACUGGCUUUGGAAUCGACUCCCCCGAUCUCCCAUCACGUCACGAAUUUACAAAGGCAGUCGACCGCUAUCUUUCUGCGCUAAGCUCGAAGAAAAUUUCGAAGGCGCUGAUCACCCAGCAGCUAUAUGAAGAUAUUAUAUUCAAUUUGAAGUGCGAAAAAAACAAUCUUCCAGGAAUAGGGACGCCACAAUUUAGAUUUUGGUGCAGGAAGCAUUUUAUUUUGAAGACUAUUCCUCGCCUCCGUAUGAGAGAACAGGCAGAAACACCCGGUUUGAUGACUAUCCUUCCUAUUGGGAACCAAGACGGUGGCGACUCAGAUAACGUCGAGGUGGUCACUCAUGAUGGCCAACCUGUGGUCACUAGAGAAACCAUUUACGAUGUUUUGAUCAAGUGCCACUCUCUCGCUAACCAUGCUGGGCGGGACAAGACAACAGCCCUCGUCAAACAAAAUUACGUGAGUCUCAAGUGGAUUGCUUCCUCAACUAAUUAUUCUUACUUCAAUGAAUUGGCAGAGCUGGGUUCCUAA
This is a messenger RNA of Rhizoctonia solani, 1413 nucleotides long. RefSeq lists its product as uncharacterized. The transcript is spliced from 6 exons. The coding region runs from base 1 to 1413 and encodes 470 amino acids. The record is from RefSeq and is a predicted model, not a curated record. NCBI's taxonomy places the organism in Eukaryota, Fungi, Basidiomycota, Agaricomycetes, Cantharellales, Ceratobasidiaceae.